Messenger RNA from Cuscuta campestris, 897 nucleotides. NCBI's taxonomy places the organism in Eukaryota, Viridiplantae, Streptophyta, Magnoliopsida, Solanales, Convolvulaceae. The record is from the annotation of a GenBank genome assembly.
AGCCAAAGAGAGCAUAUUUUCCUGACCAUAAAAUCUGAAUUUGGCUUAUUAAACACUUGGUUACUCACUUGAUCCAUCAACAGAUAUUGGCAAGAAGUUCAAAACAAAUUCACCUGCUACAUCUCUCAGCCCAAGUUAUUUCCAUGGUACCAUGAAGCAAGGGAAUGAUGAAAAUGACAUUAGCUGCUGGAGUUCUCCGGGGGAAUUGGGAUUCAUGAUCAGAGGGAAGUCAUACCUAAUCGAUAAUAGAAAGUCUCGUUGCAGUUGAUUGGUACAAGGCGGAUAAUUGCAUCACAAAGUUUGCAUUGCACCCCAAGUGUCUUGUUCAGUCUGAAGCGGGGAAAAAAGUUCCAUUCAUCCUUGUCAUUAACCUUAUGGUUCCAGCUAAACCAAAUUACAGCCUGGUUCUUUAUUUUGCCACCAAUGAGCCUAUCAUUGAAGAUUCAUUGUUAAGAAAAUUCAUUGAUGGAACCGACAUGUUCCGUGAUUCAAGAUUCAAACUGAUCCCAAGCAUCAUUGAGGGACACUGGAUGGUAAAGCGUGCAGUUGGAACUAAAGCGUGCCUAUUAGGAAAAGCGGUAGCAUGCUCGUACCUUUGUCAAGACAAUUUUCUGGAGAUUGACGUGGACAUUGGAUCAUCCUCUGUUGCAAGGAGUGUCAUGGGGCUUGUACUUGGAUAUGCAUCUAGCCUUGUGGUCGAUCUCGCAAUUCUACUAGAGGCAAAAGAAGAAUCAGAACUCCCGGAACAAAUUCUGGGAACGGUUAGACUCAAUCGUGUGACAGCGGAUUCCGCGGUCCAGUUGGAUGUUUAAAGUUCAUUUGCACAAUUUACAUCUCCAGGUCAGCCAUUUGUGUAUCAUCCAAGUCACUGCUACAUAAUGAAUUUGACUUUUUUCU